CAAAAUUUAAGACACACAAUUGUACGUGACUGUGUGUAGCCGCUGCAGUUGUUAUUUUAUUAAGUUAAAAGUUAGUUGGUCCCCCCUGAGUCUGACUCUCUCUGUUGCUGCAGUUCAUUUCUUAAACUAACUUUUUUUUUUUGUAAAAUAAAACAAUACCAAAAAAAGCUAAAGAGCUUCUGGGAAAUCCGCAGGUUUUUUUUUUUUUUUUACAAAAAUGGCGAGCUCCGAGGAGGUGAAUGAUGUUGUGUGCUUGGAACUCCCUGCUCCCUCUGGCUGGACCAAGAAGUUGAUACUUCAAAAAGGAGGUACGCCAAAGAAGAAUGAGAUCAUAUUCACGGCCCCCACUGGUGAUGAGAUCACCACCAGGAAACAGUUGGACCUGUACCUGAAAUCGCACCCUGGGGGUCCGCGAAUUUCUGAGUUUGACUGGGGAACUGGUGAAACUCCAAGAAGAUCCACAAGGAUCAGUGAAAGAGUCAAGGCAGCUCCCCCUCCAGAGAGUGAGUCACCAAAGAAAAAACCAAGAAAAUCUUCAGGUUCAAAAAAGAAAGAAACUUCUGAGGGAACUGAGAUUGCUAAGGAUGUGCAAAUGGAAGAAGAAAAUUCAGAGAAGGAGAAGACUCUCGCAGAAACUGAAACAGAUGUUCCGAAGGCAGGCCAACUGGAGGGGAAGGGUGAAAGCCAGUCUGUUGUAGCUGAAGACCCUAAGAAAGAUGAUGUGAAGGAGAUAGAAGCCGAAAGCAAAACUGCAACUACAGAUGACAAGGCAGAAGAUGAUUCUAUCAAUGAGAAGAUGGAGAAGGAUAGCAAAGUACCAGAUGAACCUGAGGAGGGUGGAAAGAAUAUUGUAGCACAAGUUAGCAACUCCAAUGAGACCGUGGUUGAGAAGGUCACUGACAGCUCUGAAGUUGCACAAGGUGAGGAAAAGGGACUGGGGGAUGCCCAGGCCAAAGCUACAAUCGAGCACACACCAGCUGAAGCAGAGAAAGACAAUGGGACUGAAGAUGGUGACAAAGCAGCAACUGGUGGUGAAGAAGUCGAAAGGAAGGAUAAUGAAGACCAAAAGACUGAAGUAAAAAUUGGUUCUGAUGGGAAGAGCAAUGUCACAAGUAAAGCAGCAGAGGGUGAUAAGACUCAGAAUGGCAGCAAUGUGAAGGGUAAUGAGAUCCAGCCCUGACUUAUCAAAUGUCAUGCUGCUUUUCUCGUAGUCUUCCUGACCAUCUUAGGCUUGUGGCUUCUUAUAAAUGACAUUAGUCUUGUUGUUGAAUGAUAGAUAUUCUGAUUGUUUGUGAGACAUGUUCUGUAUGUAAAAGUCAUAGAAUAGCUAGAUAAUGUGGCAGCUUUCUUCUGGUUUUUUAAGGAACUCGUAGUGAAGAUGGAUCUUCGAAUGUUGCUACCUUAUAGAGUAGGCCUUUCAACAUUUGGAUCGGCAUUUGCAUUGAAGAAAUUGUAGGUUGCAUAGAUCUGUGUAAAACGUUGAACAGAGCUGUGUCUAUAUAUUGUUGUAAUAAGGCAACUUCUUAUUUACAAUUGAGAUGUCUUGGUCAUCCAAGAUUGGGUAUGUCAUAUACCUUGCAUUAACACGUCAAUAUUGUUAUGUCUUGUGAUACGCUGGCAGCGAGUCUUCAUAUUGAGAUGAGCUCACUGUUUAUCAUCUUUGCCAUGCUUACUGA
Messenger RNA from Oldenlandia corymbosa var. corymbosa, 1676 nucleotides. NCBI's taxonomy places the organism in Eukaryota, Viridiplantae, Streptophyta, Magnoliopsida, Gentianales, Rubiaceae. The record is from the annotation of a GenBank genome assembly.